AAAGAUGCUGGAAACCAUCAAAGAGGAGGAGAGAGAAGCAAGCAUGAGCGAGUCACUUUCUCUGAAGAGUUACUCUCCACCUUCAUCGACUUCAGCUUAUCUCGCAGCUAGCACAAGAGAGUCAAUUUCUCUGAAGAGUUACACUUCACCUUCAUCGACUUCAGCUUAUUCCACUUCAUCAUCAAAUGCAAAAAGUUCUAAAUAUUUUCUCAAAGAAGUUCAGAGGUCUUUUUCUGUAUUUGGCAGCUAAAGUAUGUAACUUUAGCUUGCUAAGCACGCUUUUUAUUUUUCAAUUUCUUAACUUUACCUUGUUAUUUUCCUUCAGCAAAUUCUCUAUCGUUCUCAGUAAGAAAGUCCGCAAAGCUUUGGACGGAGUCCAAGCUUUGCUGAGACUAGAUAAAUAUUGACUCUAUGUAAACUCUGUGGGAUGAUGAAAAUUCCUCCUUCGGACUAUCAUGCAAUUUUCUGUAAAUAUUACAAAAGUUACUUCAGUA
Messenger RNA from Capsicum annuum, 494 nucleotides. RefSeq lists its product as uncharacterized. NCBI's taxonomy places the organism in Eukaryota, Viridiplantae, Streptophyta, Magnoliopsida, Solanales, Solanaceae. The record is from RefSeq and is a predicted model, not a curated record.